AUGUUUUUUUUUUGUAUAAAUCAAUAGCAACAAAGUGAUCUCAUUAAAAAGUAAGACGCUGUCAAACGAAAACAAAAAUAAAUUUUAUAUCAAAUCAAUUGGUAAUUUUACAAGGAAUUUAAAAUGUUGGCUGCCAGAAGUUUGCGUAUAGCUGCUACCAGGUAUACACAUCCAGCUCUUUGUGUUUGGUCUUCAAAUGUUAGAACUAUUCCAAUAUUAGAAGCAACUACCACCACUUGGUAUACCAGACCAUUGGCUGUCGCCUACUCAAAAGACACAAAACCCGGAGCUUCUUUAGGUGAUACUGGAGUUAAACUACCUAGCAAAGAUCAAGUUGAAAGUUUUUUCUUCAAGUCUUUGGUGUAUUUAUGGGAUUUUGCUUAUUACGUUUUUUGUUUGUCUCACAAACUCGUGGAGAAAUAUGUUUUCAAUAAUUCUACAGUUCAACAUUAUUGGAAUUUACUACUCAAGCGUAUGGACGAUGCUCGUAAGGAGAUUAAAUCGAAAUAAAUUUAUUAUUAUUUAACGGCAUUUUUCUUUUAAAUUUUUAUAUUACUUUAAUUUUUGUUUGUUUUUGUAGUGCGCUAAAAUGUAAAAAAUUAAUUUUAAUAAAAUUUAAAUAACAUGAAUUCAUCAUUAA
Lucilia sericata (common green bottle fly) is the source of this 640-nucleotide messenger RNA. RefSeq lists its product as uncharacterized. Lineage: Eukaryota; Metazoa; Arthropoda; Insecta; Diptera; Calliphoridae. The transcript is spliced from 2 exons. The record is from RefSeq and is a predicted model, not a curated record. Bases 124 to 510 code for a protein of 128 amino acids.